Messenger RNA from Helianthus annuus (common sunflower), 1123 nucleotides. RefSeq names its product NAC domain-containing protein 67. Lineage: Eukaryota; Viridiplantae; Streptophyta; Magnoliopsida; Asterales; Asteraceae. The transcript has 3 exons. The coding region runs from base 39 to 923 and encodes 294 amino acids. Gene Ontology annotation, molecular function: DNA binding. The record is from RefSeq and is a predicted model, not a curated record. Gene Ontology annotation, biological process: regulation of DNA-templated transcription.
UAUCUGAAAAAAAGUUUAUUAGUCAAUUGUAGUAGAAUAUGAGAUUACCUUUAAAAUCAGUAACAAAGAGAGUUAGAGAUGCUGAAUCUGAGUUGAACUUGCCACCUGGAUUCCGGUUUCACCCCACCGAUGAGGAGCUCAUCGUUCAUUACCUAUGUCGGAAGUCCCAUUCGACAUCCCAGAUUCUCGGUGUCCCUCCGCCGCCACCUAUCAUCGCCGACGUGGAUCUCUACAAACACGAUCCAUGGGAACUUCCUGAAAUGGCGCUUUUUGGGACGAAGGAAUGGUACUUUUUUACACCAAGAGACCGGAAAUACCCGAACGGGUCAAGACCAAACCGGGUCACAGGAAAUGGGUACUGGAAGGCAACCGGAGCGGAUAAACCCAUUACUUCAAAAUCUGACCCGAAUGUAACAAUUGGGAUCAAGAAGGCUUUGGUGUUUUACGCGGGUAAAGGGCUUAAGGGGAUCAAGACUAACUGGAUCAUGCAUGAAUAUAGACUUGCAGUUUCUAAGUUGGAUGAUUGGGUUUUAUGUCGUCUUUACAACAAGAAGAAUAAUCCUAAAGAGAUGAUUAUCGUACCCGAAGAUAACAACAACAUUCAUCAUCUUCAUCCUACAUCACCAAUAUUACAAAAAGAGAAUAGCUCUAGUAACAACAACAGUGACAGUUUCGACUCGUUUGAAUAUUCGGAUGGCGAAUUUAGUUGUAACUUUGAAGGUGAGAUCAUGUUUUCUAGCAACUUGCCGCACGAAUCGUUGACAAAAAUCGAAGAUGCUGAUGAAUUGGGGAUGCAAAAAGAAGAUGUUGAUUAUGGGAAUGAGUGGCUUGACAAUUUGAGUUUGGAAGAUCUACACCACUGUUUGGAACAAAUGCCUCCUGAUAAUUACUUCAGUGAUGAUAUGCCAAUGAUUUAUAAUUAGGGGUGGUUAUUAUUAUUUUUAGGACUUGUGAGUGUAGGGGUAAAAAUUUAGAAUAGAUUUAUGGAGUAAAAGUAUUUCAUUCAUGUAAAUAGUAUUGAAUUCUUGAGAAGAUGUUUUGUCCUAACAUGUAUAGGCAAUUUCAUCAAAAUAGUUGUUAUAAACGAAACAAUUAUUUUAUAUUUUAAUUAUUUAUUUGUUUA